GGCAGUACUUAUUAUUUUACUGAGGAAAAGCUCUUGUCUGAAGUUCGCUGAGACAUUUUCUUUCACGUCUUCUUCUUGACAGAGUAAAUAGGAUGGGAUUUUACCACAGAAUAACUUUGGCACUGGCGAUAAUAUGCCUGUUCGCACACAGUGGACUGGUGAGCACAGGAGCCCCAACCAAAGGCCAAUAUAUGUGGGUGAAAUGCACACCUGAUGACAAAGAUGCGAACUGUAUCACACAGAAGGGUCCCAUGGUGCCCCUUGAAGGGAACAGCCCUCGACUUCCCUCUUCUGCUGCAAAAGAAAUAUUUCCAGUUACCACAGAGGAAGCCACUCCUGAGAUGGAGGAACAAUCAGGAGAAGGCUCAGGUAACUCGGACACAGGGAUUUUUCUGAGCGAUGGACCACAGCAAGAGAUUAACAAGAUUGAAGAAGAUGGAUCAACAGAGGCCAGUGGAGACAUUGAUUAUUCCAACUAUGUCUUUCCUGAAAAAGUAGAUAAGCUUUCUGAAAUGGAUUUGAAACAGGAAAAUAUGAUUCCUUAGAGGGCUGCAAUCCACCCAGUGUUGUUUUUAUUUUUGUUUUUUGUCAGUACAAUGUGAAAUAUGCAGAAUAUUGCUUCUUGGUCACAUAUAUAAUAUAAAAAGUAUAUUUGUAACUGAUAUACCCUGCAAGUUGUAUGUAUAUCUAUGUUAUUUUAUUUUAUUUACUCUUGUUACCCAUAAUCAAAUCAGACAUAACUAUUAAAACAAUCAUUUGACUUUUGGGGAAUGGAAAUAUUGCUCUUGUAGAGGCAAUCUUAACAAAAUGUUGGUACAUGGAGGAGUGAAUUUUGUACAAAUUUUAUCUACAAACUUCUUUUUGCCAGCAUUAUAUUGUAUUGUUUUAUCUAUUGAUCAUUAAACAAAACAACUUUUAAACUGUAAA
Paramisgurnus dabryanus is the source of this 927-nucleotide messenger RNA. RefSeq names its product serglycin (gene srgn). The record is from RefSeq and is a predicted model, not a curated record. Lineage: Eukaryota; Metazoa; Chordata; Actinopteri; Cypriniformes; Cobitidae.